Marasmius oreades (fairy-ring Marasmius) is the source of this 2288-nucleotide messenger RNA. RefSeq lists its product as uncharacterized. Lineage: Eukaryota; Fungi; Basidiomycota; Agaricomycetes; Agaricales; Marasmiaceae. Bases 482 to 2182 code for a protein of 566 amino acids. The transcript is spliced from 7 exons. Gene Ontology annotation, molecular function: oxidoreductase activity; FAD binding. The record is from RefSeq and is a predicted model, not a curated record.
UGCCUGACAUGCUUGGACCUUCCACACUGUGACGCGUCCUCUUCCUUGCAUAACAAUCCCUUGACCGAAAGUAACUUGUGCAAGAUUUCCGACGGCGGAGGCAGAACAAGGUACGCUUAGGAUACACCUCCAGGUAACAAGCAAUCACGAACUCAUCAAUCAUUGAUUGCAACGUUUCAACCUUAAUGUUCGUUUGGUUGUCCGUUUGGUUACUUACUUUUACUGCUAGAUUUUGAUUGAAUCUACCGCCCAAGUUGCUGUCAAUAGAAACUACGGGGAGCACGGUUCACUCCGCACUUUACGAUACUUGAUGAAGAAUCAGAGCGUAGAAGCCCUUGGGAAUUAGCUAUCAACAACAUUCGGUGUUCAAUGCAGACUGGGCAGCAACCAACUGGGAAGGCGGAUCUUCAAUUUAGUUGCGAUGUGCAUUUAAGAACGGAACGCCUUGGGGCCACUCUUUGAAGCUUGACUUUUGCCUGUCAUGCUUCUCAAGGGGGUUCAAAUUGUUGUAGCGUUUGCUAUCCUUGCGGUCGCCCAGUCACCUCAGUGUCGAAUUCUACCUACCGAUUCUUCGUGGCCAGCUCAGGAUGUAUGGGACGCCUUCAAUAGCACUCUUGACGGCCGUCUCAUCAAAACCGUCCCAAUUGGCAGUCCUUGUCACGACCCGACGUUCGACGAGGCACAAUGCAAGGUUAUUCAAACUAGUUGGCGAAUUCCCUCGUUCCACCAACCUAACCCGUCGUCAAUAAUGGAUCCCAACUUUCUCAAUAAGAGCUGUGAUCCCUUCGAUCCACGAGAUACCCCCUGCCGAAUCGGUGCAUACGUACAAUACGCGGUCAAUGUGUCCUCACCUGAACAUGUCAUCAAAACCAUUCAGUUCGUGAAGAAACAUAACAUUCGGUUUGUCGUCAAGAAUACUGGACACGAUUACAUGGGAAGGUCGACGGGAACUGGAGCAGUGUCGGUUUGGAUGCAUAACCUCCAGAACAUUACAUGGAUUCCCGAGUACAGGUCAUCUUAUUACACUGGUCCUGGCUUCAAAGUUCAUGCGGGAGUUCUUGGUAUCGACCUAGCUAAGGAAGCUAGUCGAAAAGGUCUCGUUGUCGUUAGCGGCGAAUGUCCGACGGUUGGCUUUGCGGGCGGAUACAUCCAAGGCGGUGGCCAUUCUGCUUUAAGCUCAGUCUAUGGAUUGGCUGCCGACCAAACUUUGGAAUUCGAGGUCAUCACGGCUGAUGGCCAACUUGUUCAUGCCUCUCCCACGGAGAAUGAAGACCUCUACUGGGCACUGAGUGGUGGGGGAGGUGGUACCUACGGGAUUGUAUGGUCUGUUACCAUUAGACCUCACCAAGACCUCCCUGUCUCGAUCGCAUCACUCAAUUUCACAUCAGAAGAUAAUACCCAAGAUGUCUUCUGGCAGGCUCUCAAUGCGUAUCAGGCCAGUACUCUGAAUCUUACGGAUUACGAAGUCUUUGGUAUCGCACGAUACACCAGCAAGCUUUUUAGCUUAUACCCGAUAUUUGCAGUAAACAAGACCUCUGAAGAACUAUCGGCGCUACUGAAACCGCUACUCAACACCCUGGAUGGGCUCGGAGUCAAAUAUGUCUCGGCAGUCCAGUCCUAUCCCGGAUACAUUGAAGCCUAUAGUUCUAUCUCGUUUCUCACAAAUUUCCCGGUUGCGGAUGCACUUAUGUCGUCGCGACUGCUCCCCAGAUCUCUCUGGGAGGAUGUGGAGACACUUAAGAACGUUCAAAAAACGAUCCGAGCUAUUGUGGACAAUCCGGGAGUUAAUAUAUUUGAAAACGUUAUGAAGGCCAUACCGGAAGCUGCUGGUUAUCCCCAGAACGCCGUCUUACCUGCAUGGAGAAAGGCAGAAAGACAUUUUGUAUUCUCCCUGUUGCUGGAGGAUGGUGAAUCUAUGGCGCAGAUGCUGCACGACCAAGAGACGUUAACGAGAAAUUUUCUGCCGGCUGUGAAAAGUUUAACGCCGGGUUCAGGAUCCUACCUUAACGAGGCCGAUCCAAAUGACCCUGACUUCAAGGACGCGUUUUAUGGUCCAAACUACAAUAAGCUGCUGGCUAUCAAAGAUAAAUGGGACCCUGACCAUAUCCUGUACGGAUCCAUUGCUGUUGGAGGGGAUCGGUGGCGUCAGACGGAGGAAGGCAGGCUUUGUAGGAGUCAGUAGCAUGUUCAGACUCGUUCUUGAAUCUGUUCCCGUUCCAGAUUACAGAACAAGGCUUUAGGCUUUUAUGGUUAAUGAAUGGAGGGUGACGUCUGGGUUUUGAGCCUGA